GCGCCCGGCGAAGGGGCCGGAGACGCGGCGGCGGCGGCGGCGGCAGCAAGAUGGCGGCCAAGUCGGAUGGCGGCGGCGGCGGCGUGGGCUUCGCCCAGCUGCACAACCUGGACGAGGCGGCGGCGGCGGCGGCGGCGGCGGCGGGCGUCUGCGGCGCCGGUGGCGGCGGCGUCGGGGCAGCGGCGGCCGAGGGCGCGGAGGAGCCGGGCGGCAGCAGCUCCUUGCACAUCUGCCACUGCUGCAACACGUCGUCGUGCUACUGGGGCUGCCGGAGCGCCUGCCUGCGGAACCUCUUCGGGCGGCCGGCCGCCGCCGCCGCCGCCGAGCCGCUGGCCCCGCGCCCCGCCGCCGAGGGGCCGCCGCGGGCGCCGGAGGGCGUCGAGGUGGCAGAGCGGCCGUGGCUGGACUGCCUGUGGAUCGUGCUGGCGCUGCUGGUGCUGCUGGGGGACGUGGGCACGGACCUGUGGCUGGCGCUGCACCACUACGGCCGGCGGGACUACGUCUGGUGCGGCCUGACGCUGGCCUUCGUGCUGCUGCCCUCGGUGCUGGUGCAGAUCCUCAGCUUCCGCUGGUUCGUGCAGGACUACACGGGCGGCGGGCUGGGCGCCGUGCAGGGCCUCAGCAGCCGCGGGCCGCCCAUGAUGGGGGCCGUCGGCCGCCGGGGGGGACCCGCCGGCGGGGUAGGAGGAGCCGGCGGCACCGUCACCCCCGGGGCGCAGCGCCUCUGCAGGAUCUCCGUCUGGGUCUGGCAGAUCGUCAUCCACCUGCUGCAGAUGGGGCAGGUCUGGAGGUAUAUCCGAACUAUGUACCUGGGGAUCCAGAGCCAGAGGCGGAAGGAACACCAGCGGCGUUUCUACUGGGCUAUGAUGUAUGAAUAUGCAGACGUAAAUAUGUUGCGCCUCCUGGAAACUUUCCUCGAGAGCGCCCCUCAACUGGUGCUACAGCUCUGCAUAAUGAUCCAAAAGAACCGUGCAGAAACAUUACCAUGUGUGUCCUCUGUGGCCUCCCUGAUGUCCCUGGCUUGGGUGCUAGCCUCCUAUCACAAGCUUCUUCGGGACUCUAGGGACGACAAGAAGAGUAUGAGCUACAGAGGGGCCCUCAUCCAUGUCUUCUGGCGCCUCUUCACCAUCUCAUCCCGAGUUAUUUCUUUUGCUCUCUUUGCUUCCAUCUUCCAGCUCUACUUUGGGAUCUUUGUAGUGGUCCAUUGGUGUGCCAUGGCUUUCUGGAUCAUCCAUGGUGGGACAGAUUUCUGCAUGUCUAAGUGGGAGGAGAUCCUCUUCAACAUGGUGGUAGGGAUUGUGUACAUUUUCUGCUGGUUUAAUGUCAAGGAAGGGCGGACUCGAUACAGAAUGUUUGCGUAUUACACGGUAGUCCUGACGGAGAACGCUACCUUGACGCUCCUUUGGUAUUUUUACAGAGAUCCUGAAACUACUGACUCAUAUGCCGUGCCAGCACUGUGUUGUGUCUUUCUUAGCUUUGCUGCUGGGAUAGCUUUGAUGCUGUUAUAUUAUGGUGUGCUGCAUCCCACGGGGCCAAGAGCUAAGAUCUUUGCCAGCUCCUGUUGCGCCGAGCUGCUCUGGGGCAUUCCUUUGCCCCCCGAUGUUGAGCCCAUGGCACCCCAAACCCCUGGGUACCGGGGGGCCCAGGCUACGCCCACCAGAGCGGUCACGGAGCAACAGGAGGAACUCACAGCUGACACUUGCUUGCCCGUUUUCCAGGUGAGAGCAAUGGUACCAUCUACUCCAUCUGGGCGACCCUACCCCCCCGAGGGGCCUCUCAUUAAGAUUGACAUCCCAAGAAAAAGAUACCCUGCAUGGGAUGCUCAUUUUGUAGACAGGAGGUUAAGAAGAACUAUCAACAUCCUCCAGUAUGUCACCCCCACAGCUGUAGGUAUUAGGUAUAGAGAUGGACCUCUCUUAUAUGAGUUGCUACAAUAUGAAUCUUCACUUUAAAGCUCCUUAAAGCAAAAGUAAAAGAGGGGACCUUAUUUUUGUUUACGGUAAACACAGAUCAUGAAACAAACACAAACCUUCAGAUAAGCUUUCUUUCUGGUUGCUGUAUGUAUAAAAAAAAAAAAGAUAUUCUCUAUGUUUUGUAAGUAAAAACAAAAAGAAAAACUUUUCUUUUGUUUUUUACACACAAGAAACAGUAUUUCAACUUCCACACCUAGGAUUCACAGGUGGAGAAGGAGGCAUCUCCACAUCAGUUUUAUACCGUACACCAAGUGUAGAACAUUAUUUAUGGGAUUGGUGCUGAUUGAAAAAUAAAAAAACAAACAAACAAACCUACAACUGCCUUAUGCCCUUAGGUGCUGAGUUUCAUUAAGUACUGUCACCUUUCUCAUGCAAAACUCUUUGAUGAUUAUAUGCCAGGAAAAAAACAACCAACUGAAAUACAAACCUUAAAAUUAAAAAAAAAAAAAAAAAAGAAAAAAGUGAACAACAACAACAAAAAG
Messenger RNA from Grus americana (Whooping crane), 2455 nucleotides. It is a transcript of the gene XKR6, whose product is annotated as XK related 6. Gene Ontology annotation, cellular component: plasma membrane. NCBI's taxonomy places the organism in Eukaryota, Metazoa, Chordata, Aves, Gruiformes, Gruidae. Gene Ontology annotation, biological process: apoptotic process involved in development; engulfment of apoptotic cell; phosphatidylserine exposure on apoptotic cell surface. The coding region runs from base 51 to 1952 and encodes 633 amino acids. The transcript is spliced from 3 exons. The record is from RefSeq and is a predicted model, not a curated record.